CGGAUUUUUAACAUUUAUUUUCGCAAAUACCGCUCAACUACAUAUGAUGAAAUUUAAAAAUUCGAUAUCUCCUAAAGUAUUUGGAAUUUCUUACCUCCGCCACUUUUAAUGAAAAGAGGAAGUUGAAGAGCAUAAAAUAAAGGUAUUUUCGGAUUUUUAAUAUAUUUUUUUUCGGAAAUACCGCCCAAGUAAAUAUUUACCCCCAAAACAUAAAUAAAGAAACACAAGCGUAACGAUUACAAUCGCAGAGCCUUCUAUAUGCAUUACACGACAGUUUCAGUUUCCACAUACUAAAGCAACCAGUAUAGAAGGCCGAAACGCAAGGAGAAAAUGCAAGAAGUAGAAAGUUGAACAACUUCUGCAUUGUGUUAUUGCGUGUCUUGCGUUUUUUAUAAACGAGCUGGUAGAAGAGUUAAGGUUGGACUUUUACCGUAGUUGCGUUUCUUGCGUUUCUGCGUUCUUGCGUUUUCUAUAAACCCGGCCUUACUUUCAAUCUUAUUUUAUAUAUUUUUUUGAUUAUCCAUUUGCAAAUACUACAGCCUUUGUAGGUAAAUAUGUAGAGUAACGGUAUAUGAGAAAAAAAAUGCUAAAAAUCCGAAAAUACUUUUAUUAUAUGCUCUUUCACUUCCUCUUUUCAAAACAACCGCCGGAGAUAAGAAAUUCCAAAUACUUUAGGAGAUAUCGAAUUUUUAAAUUUUCAUCACAAUACUUGUGCAACCAUUUGACCCUCGACAUUUUUGUUAUUUUGCCGUGUGUUCGUGAAUGCGUAAUUAAUAAAAUGGUCGAUUAGGUCAGGUCAGUUACAUUAUUAAUACUCUUAAACUAAGCCGACAUUAAAAAUAAUGUUAAUUUUAAUGGCUGUUUAGUUUUAAAAUAUUUAUAAUGUAACUUACCUGACCAAACAAACCGGUGACAAAGGAUGAACAGUAGGAACUAAUAUGGUCGAUUAGGUCAGGUCAGUUAGAUUAAAAAUACUUUCAAACUAAGUGGACAUUAAAAAUAAUGUGAAUUCAUUUCAAUGGUUGUUUAUUUUAAAGUAUUUAUAAUGUAACUGACCUGACCUAACAAACCGGGACAAAAGAUUAACAGUAGGAACUCAAGUAAUUUUUUUUUUACUUAUUACUUGCGCAACAAAUCCAAUUAACAAAAAUAAAACAUUAAAAUUUGAAAUGUUAAAAAUUCAACUAAGUUAGAGGCGGGUACAAUUCCUUUGCCAUUAGUAGAAAAUGAUGUAGUCGUUCACCUGCGUUGCGAAAAAAAAAAAAUCAUACUCGUAAACAAGAAACAAUGGUGGCCGCAUGAAUGCACAGCCGUGUGUCGGCAGGUGUCGGGACGGAGCAACAUCCACGACAAUGAGCGACCAGAGCCCCUCGGCAGAGCCACCGGGGGAAGUGGAGGACGACGAAAACGAGGCGCCGGGAGACUCCGAUGUUGGGAAGACGGCAGGCCAGCCUGAAGAACCAGAAGAAGAUGACCAGUGUUUUAAAGGUGGUUGUGCAGGCCAGAAGCGCAAGCACAUGCCGGACGAGACGGACGACGACGGCACGAUCUGCCCCGUCUGCCUGACGGAGUGGACGAACGCAGGGGAGCACCGGCUGGUCAGCCUCAAGUGCGGGCACCUGUUCGGCCUGAGCUGCAUAGAGCGCUGGCUGACCACGGGCUGCGGGGCACAGCAGCGACGCUGCCCCCAGUGCAACAAGAAGGCGAGCCGUGCGGACGUGCGUUCCCUGUUCGCGCGGCGCGUGAUAGUGCUGGACACGGCGGAGCAGGAGCGGCUGAGGGCCGCGCUGGAGGCGGAGCAGCGCGAGAAGAACCAGCUCAAAGUAGAGCUGGCACACGUCCAGCUCAACAACAAGUUCCUGCAGCAGAAGCUGGCCGAGACACGGCAGCGUGCGGACGACGGCUGCACGCCCGUCAGCACGCCCUGUGGCACGCCCGGUCCCCUGCAGCUGGUGGCUCGCUCCACCAUCGCCAUCACCCGCGACGGUGGCUGCAGAGUGCUCGCGUUCAGUCCCGCCCUCAACCUCCUGGUGGUGUCGCAACCGUCCACCAACCCUGUGUUUGCUGGGUUCGGGGUGCGCAAGGUGGACACGCUCGACUUCCGUCCCACGCAGUUCGCGCAUCUGCACCAGCAGCAAAUCCGCGACCUGGCCUUCCACGGUGACAAGGUGGGCUUGCUGCUCAGCGUGGGCACGGACAAGCGCGCUCGCUUGUUCGACGUCAGGAGCAACGCUACGGUGGAGACUUUCAACACGGACUCCCCGCUGUGGAGCUGCUGCUGGGACGCGGACAACCCCUUCGUGUUCCUGGUGGGUGGGCAGAACGGCCAGCUGCUGAGGUUCGACACGCGCCGCUCGGGCGGGGCGGGGGAGGCCAUGGACCCGGAGGUGCAGGACCGCUCCCCGCUGGUGUCGCUGGCGAGCGUGUCGUCCGGCAGUGUCCUGGCGUGCCACCUGAGCUCCGUGCAGCUCCUCAGGAGGCGGGAGGGGCGGGUGGUCGCGGAGCCCGUGCCCCUGCACGGGCCGUUCUUCUCUCUGCGCUACGACCCGGCCACCCAGCACUCGCUCGUGUCGUCCCGCCCCAGCGACCGCUUCCCGCAGACGCGGCACGCCCUCUGCCAAGUGGCCCCCGUCUCCGUGGUGCGCGAGUUCUCCGGGGGCACGUCCCAGAAGCUGCUGUCCCGGCCCAUCAUCAUGUCUGUGGGUGCGAACGUGAUGGUGGCCGCGCACGAGGAGAGCUCCGGCUGCCUCGCCGUCUGGGACGUCUCCUCCGGGUCCAAGGUCGCGAGCAGGCUGCGGGAUGCCGUCAUGGACAUGUGCUCCUUCCAGGUCAAUGGCUGCGUGUUCCUCACCGCGCUCACGGAGAAAGCUCUGCACGUGUACGAGCUCAAGAACUAAUUAUCGUAGCCGUGAACCAUCAACUUGAUUUUUUAAGGUAUUUUCCACUCGGCAUGUUGACACGCGUGGCUGUGCAUUUGUGCACACUGUGAAAUAGUUUUUGUAUGUUAGUUUUUUCAUGCCAAAUGAUUUACGCAUCAUCUGUUUUUUUCUUAAAGAAUUUUUCAGUAUGUUAGCUUAGACACAAUAUAUAAUAAAUUUAUGCAUUUUAAAUUUCCCAACCAUCAUGCAAGGGCGUCGCCAGCUGAUGGUCAGUCGUUGGCCGGGGGGUGGGGGGGCAAGUUGUGGAAAAAGUAUGUAUUUCUUUGCAUUUGGCUAUAUUUUUUUGAAUCUCUAGGGCUCUAAAGGGGGGGGGGGGGUCUUAUCCCCCCUGGCGACACCCUUGCCAUCAUGUAAAGCAUGAGGCAAGAUGUCAAGUCAUUGCUUUCAAGCUAAGUGUUUCCAUUUCUGUAAAAAUCUUGCGAAAAUAUGAGUGAGUUGAUACUGUGUUGCCACCAUUGCUUCCAAAACAAAUUUGAACUGAUUAAUUUGUUUUGAAUGGUCCGUCACGAGUUAAACUCUUAAAUGCUAGUCACAAUAUUGUCCAAUUGUAAACAGUACAAAUAGGGCUUUACUUAGUAUGGUUAUGCAUAGAUGCUUAUGGCAACAGAGCCUCCAUUAUGAAAGUGACAUUUGAGUCACUUGGUUAACAAUUUGGUACUCAUAACAUUGAGUCGUACCAAGGGUGGGGAUUGAGCCCUUCUAUCAUCCUCACCACAAGGGUACGAUGUGUCAGCUAUCACUGCCAUAGAGGAUCCACCUUUCCUAGUACAGGAAAGACUAGAAUGUUAGAGCUCCAGUGCAAGACGACCUCAAAAACACAGUGAAACCCUGUUAAAGAUGUUUUUCAAGAUAUUUAGAAAUAUUAACAGGGAAAAAUUAAAAAAAUGGAGAAAGUAAAUUGAUUGUAUUAGUAGCUCAGUGCUAAAUUUAUUAAAUUUACUUUGCAGAAUUUAUUAAUAAAUUGAAGUUUCUUUAGAGGUUUUUACUAUUUUAUUUCAAUUUAGUGAAUUUUUUUCUGUGGAAUUGAGGUAUAGUAUAAAUUUUACAAGGUACUAGAGUAGUUGAAGCUUAAUUGAAUUUUAUAAAAUCUGUUAUUUUAAACAAUUUUUUUUUGUGCAUUUAGCUAAUAAUAUGUUGUGUUUUUUUUUCUAUUUUUUUAUGUAUAAAUUAUAUAUUUUAGUUUAAGCUGUUCUGAAAACAAUUUUAAAAUUUUAGACUCAUACUCCAUGCUUAUUCUAGCAAUGAGUGCAUAAGGUGUUAUAGUUAUCAUUAAAAUGUUUGUGUUAAAAUAUCCGUAGAGAAACAAGAUCUUAUGGUUUUAUUUUUAGUCCAAUUUAGAUUUUAAAAGAAAAUUUUAGUGUUUUUUUAUUAUUUUAUAUAAAUUUUUUUUGUGAUACUUACUUCUCCAGGAUGGUGGUAAAUUUACAUGCUGUAUUUUUACGAUGAAAUAAUUUGUCAUAUGUUGGUCUAAAACAGAUACAGCAAGAAAAAAACAAUUGUGAAGAUUUGUGGUUUAAAAAUUAUUCAAUAAGAGAUGCACUAUAAAACAAAAAUUUUCUGUUCCAAGCCCUUUUGGUACAAUUUAAUUUCAAAUGUUAAAAGAUGACUUUUUUAUGAUUUUGAUUAAGAUUUAAUUAAAUGCUUCUUAAUUCCAUGAUAUAACUUGCAUUUUGUUGCUAUUUGCUGUAUUUACUUGCAUUUCAGUGUUAUUUCGGUUUUAUCACAAUUCACUGUAAUAAUCUUGUCCCUAGUAAUCCAGCACCAGUCAAGCUGCAAACAUUAAGAUUUUUUUGACGUGACGUCUAAUAAAUCGAUGAACGCCGGUUGCACGCACGAAAAAGUGUCCCACUACGGAUGUGUCCUGUUUGCUCAUUGUACGCAUGCGUGGCAUCUCUCUUCAUGUUCAUUGUACGCAUGCGUGGCAUCUCUCUUCCACUCGAUUGGAACAACCAUCGAUUUGACUUUUCAAUCAUAUUUUCAUCGUUUGAAUUAUUAAUAUUAUGUAAUUUAACGAUCGUCCACCGAUUUACAGCACAAUUGGUACGGUUAUUUAAUAGUAAUGUUGAAUAUUCAAAUACGUUUUAAACCAACAAUGGUGUUUUACAGUUACACAUAAUAAUUCAAAUUACACCAAGGAUCUUUUGCACAAUGUUUUAAAAAAUAUUGUAACACAUUAUAAAUAAGUUUGGUGUAUUUGGGAUGCGUAUUUGUUAUAAAAUCGUGUUAUAAAAACGAAAUAAUAUUAUUCCCCUACCAUGAACAAAAUUGUUAUAAAUAUGUAUAUAACAUCUGAAACUAUUACUUUUCAAGUAUGGCCUCUUGGCCUUGUGAUUAGCAUCGCUAACUUCCACACUAAAUGUUAUCGGUUGGAAUCCCGGCAGCUGCAAAAUUUUUAUUUUGUACUUGUAAAAAUAAAUGCGGCGCACGCAACAUUUCAAAAGUAAUAAAUAUAUUUGAAUUAAUGAAUGCAAAUAAAAGUAAAUUUAUUAAUUAAAUUGUACAUUUCAUUUCACUCCUGUGUAUCCAUACAAAAUAGUGAUAAUUCAAUAAAAAUGAUUCAAUUUUAUUCAAACCGUCAACACUGCCAUUUGGCCUCGCAGACACAUGCACUCUUGAUCCCUCUUUGACUGGUUUAGUUUUACAUUUUCCUCUCCUCUGCUCUCGCCCUCGCAACGCAGUAGACUUGCCGGUGCCGCGACAGAUAGGGUCGCAGGCACAACUCACGUUCAAAUAUAUAUAUAUAUAUAUAUAUAUAAAUAAAUAUAAAUAAAUAAAUAAACCACUUUACUAUAUUUAUAUAAAGUGGUUUAUGGAUGUGUAGAUGUAUUUUACUAUUCGCUGGUCAAACAAAAUGCUUGUUGACACUUGUAAAGUAUAAUUAUUCUGGCCAAAUAGAGCAAAUUGUGUAAGA
Molecule: messenger RNA, 5850 nt
Organism: Bacillus rossius redtenbacheri
Lineage: Eukaryota; Metazoa; Arthropoda; Insecta; Phasmatodea; Bacillidae
Product: E3 ubiquitin-protein ligase RFWD3-like
Exons: 4
Coding region: 1299-2897 (532 amino acids)
Biological process (GO): protein ubiquitination; interstrand cross-link repair
Cellular component (GO): nucleus
Molecular function (GO): ubiquitin-protein transferase activity; protein binding
Source: RefSeq, a predicted model, not a curated record